AAUGGCUGGAAUAGAAUAGGAAGGAAUAAUAAUUGAUGAAAAUAUAUAAGGUAUAAAAACAUUAAAUAAUGUAGAUUCAAGGAUGAAUUUUGCUGAUGAAAUUAUUAUUGAUGAUCAACAUAUUCUCACUAUAUCAGCAGAAAAAAUGUUUGAAGAGCCCUAAAAACGUACAAGAAAAUCUAGAUGGGGAGGGAGACCAGAUAGAAAGUGUGCUAGACCUGAGUAAAAACACUUGCAAUUCAAUCCUUUAGAGGCCAUGAUGAAUAGAAAAUGCAUCUUACCUGUAGGAGCACAAAGCUUAGCCCCUCCAGUACCUAUUGGUAUGGCUUUACCUUGGGGUAUGUAACCGAUGCCUGUAAUGGCUUAGAAUUAUGGCUAUAAUUUUGUGCGAACAGAUACUUCUGUAUUGGGAUUUGUUUAAUAAUUAGCAUACUCGAUGGGGUCCUGAAUAUGAAAAAACCUUUCAACCUCCUUCUUUAAAUUGUAUACCUCCAGAUCUGAGUAUUGAUGACUUAGAAUACAUAAUUAGAUUGUAUUGUCUUGAUGAUAUCAAUUAAAAAUUACAAUAACCUAUUGACAGUAAAAUGGAUGAUCCUGAUUUAAGGUCUCCUUCUCCUGAGCCAGUUUAUGAUUAACAUGGAAAGAGAGUUAACACAAGGGAAGUUAGAAGAAAAGAAAAUUUUUAAAGAAUUAAAUGUUCUUUGACUGAAGAAUGCAUUAAAAUUAAUAAAAAUUUUGUUCCUCCUCAUGAUUUUAAACCUUUAAAGAAAUCAUAAAAAAUAUAUUUAACUGAUACUCUAAAUGCACCUGAUACAAAUUAUAUUGGUCUUAUUUUAGGACCAGGAGGAAAUACUUAAAAGUUUUUAGAGGGGAAAACUGGUUGCAAAAUAUCAGUUAGAGGGAAAGGUAGUUCAAAUACAAAGAAAGUAGAUUGGGAUAUGGAUGAUAAGUUACAUGUUUUAAUUUAAGCAGAUAAUGAUGAAUAACUUUAAUAAGGUGUUAUAGAAAUUGAAAAAAUAUUAUCAGGAAAUUAAGAAGAUGAAUAAGCAAGAAAUGCUAGAUUAUAAGGAUAAGUUAUAGCAACAGUAUUAAGAGAUGAUUUUUGUGAAUAUUGUCAUGAAAAAGGUCAUAGAACUUAUGCUUGUCCUACAAAAAUUCCAUUUGAAAAAGCAAGAGUGAAAUGUGAAAUUUGUCAUGAAUUUUCUCAUCCAACUUCUGAUUGUCCAUAAAAAUUUGAACAUAAAGAAAGUUUUAUUUAAUAAUAAUAUGAUAAAUAUAGAAAAGAUUUAGGUUUAGAAAAGAAUACUGAAAUAUUAUUAUAAGAUAAUUAAAAUGAAAAAAGAACAACAGAAUAAAGAGUAAAUUUUAUUAUUUUAUAAAUUAGGUUGCUUUUAUUACUAAUGCUUAAAUUGUAAAACCAAUCUAAAAUUUAUAAAUAGAAGAUGAUAAAUUUAUUAUGGAAAGAUUAAGAAGAGAAUAAUAAGAAAAAGAUAAUUAUGAAAGAGCAUAGAAAAAAGCAUUAGAAUAAUAUACAUUAUAAUCCCAGGAAAACUAAAAUAAAUGAU
This is a messenger RNA of Paramecium pentaurelia, 1565 nucleotides long. The record is from the annotation of a GenBank genome assembly. NCBI's taxonomy places the organism in Eukaryota, Ciliophora, Oligohymenophorea, Peniculida, Parameciidae.